GCACUGGGCGUUGAAGCGUCGUCGAGAUCAGAGACCUUCCCGACCAGCACCCAAGGCGAGCCAUGUACACAAAGGGAGGCAUGUGUCUGCGGGUGGUGGUGAUCCUGGCCCUGGCGAUGGUCGCGUCCCCCACCCACGCCGUGCCCAAGAGGGUGGCCAACAGGAUGGUGCCCAGCUGGUGGUCCGUAGCCAAAAACGUAUGCUGGUCUGCGUCCGACUGCGCCACCGACGAGUGUUGCGCGCGGCCCAUGUUGUCCUCCAAGGCCUACUGCAUGCCGAUGAGGAGCCGGGGACAGGUGUGCGACGCUUCCCCCCUCAUGCUCUCCAUCAACAACGGGGUGUACUUCAGCGAUUGCCCGUGCCAGUAUGACCUGACCUGCGCCUCGCUGAGCAACAAGGCCAAGGCGCAGUGUGUUGACCUCCGCACCCUGGAGCUGGACUACCGCAGGAUCUUCGCUCUCACCCUCCCCCCCGCAAGCGAGAACCACUAAACGCCUUCACCUGUCCUACACCUGCCUGCCUACCUGUCCAUCUGCGGCUCCUCUACCUGUCUAUGUUCUCCACUAAGACUACUAUACACCUGGCUGCUUUUCUUCUGUCUACCUGUCUACCUUCACACCUGUACAUUAGGUAUUCUUCUGUCUGUCUAUGGUUCUUAUACGCCUGUCUACCUACACAUGUCUGCAUAUCUACCUGUCUACUCUAAU
Eriocheir sinensis (Chinese mitten crab) is the source of this 707-nucleotide messenger RNA. Its product is annotated as prokineticin Bm8-d-like. Gene Ontology annotation, molecular function: enzyme activator activity. Gene Ontology annotation, cellular component: extracellular region. Lineage: Eukaryota; Metazoa; Arthropoda; Malacostraca; Decapoda; Varunidae. The record is from RefSeq and is a predicted model, not a curated record. Bases 63 to 491 code for a protein of 142 amino acids. Gene Ontology annotation, biological process: lipid catabolic process; digestion. The transcript is spliced from 4 exons.